AUGGUCUCUGGCCACGCCUCUCCUGCAGCCAUAUACACGGCAAUCUGGACGACAACUCUCCUGGCGAUCCUUGCGGUGGCGUUACGGAUUUUUACGACAGCUGUUAUUGUGAGGCAGCUUAAGUGUGAUGAUUACUUGAUUCUUGGGAGUUUGGGGUUUGUGAUUGUGUUUACGGGUAUGGUUACGUUGGAGACAUAUAAUGGACUCGGACGGCAUCAGGCUAGUCUUAGCAACACUGAACGGACGAAUCUUUUGCGAUGGCUUUGGAUCUCCAUUAUACUGUACCACAUAGGGCUGGGCCUGGCGAAGCUAUCGAUCGUGUCGCAAUGCCUACGCGUCUUUGGCUCAACACGCAAAUUCGUAAUCGCCUGCUACAUCGUCGGCGCCAUCCUGAUCGCCUUCACCGUCUUCAUCACCGUCUUCCUCUGCAAACCAGUCUUCCACUUCUGGCAUCCUGAACGACCCGGGACCUGCCUUCCCAGACUUCCAGUACGGUUCAUCAACUCCGCCCCCGGCGUCCUAAGCGACAUCCUAGUCGCGACCCUCCCCCUCCCCGUCCCCCAAUCGCUAAACCUCCCCAACCGCCAAAAAUGCACGCUAACCUCCAUCUUCGCCCUCAGCGGCGCCAUCUACAUCAUCAUCACGAUCAUCCACUUCUACGCCCUCUACGCUAUAACCUCCCCUGACGACCCCAGCUACGAGAACCCCCAAACAGCGCUUUCCUCCAACCUCGAAGCUUCCGCGUCCACAAUAGAUAGCUACUUGCCAACCUACAACGCCUUCAUCGCGAAACAUUUCCCCAACGGGAGUGGGGCGACGGGCGGUGCGAGGGGUAGUCGUAAUAGUAAGCAGACGACACAGGGAGGGAGUGAAGCUUCGAGGGGAUCGAGCGAGACUACGACGCAGGUUGGGACGUUGACGGGGAUUGGGGAGCAGGAAAGGAGGGGGCAGGAGGAGGGCCAGAUUGCGUUGGGGUUGGUAUUGGCGGGGUAUCAUGUGGUGUGA
Fulvia fulva is the source of this 1005-nucleotide messenger RNA. RefSeq lists its product as uncharacterized. Lineage: Eukaryota; Fungi; Ascomycota; Dothideomycetes; Mycosphaerellales; Mycosphaerellaceae. The record is from RefSeq and is a predicted model, not a curated record. The transcript has 5 exons. The coding region runs from base 1 to 1005 and encodes 334 amino acids.